GGUGACUAAAAGGUGUAGAUCAGAGUCAAGUAGUGCUUAUAACUUACAAUAAUUAGUUUCAAUUUCUUCGUGCUUUCUUGUUGUUUUGUUACCAUUUUUCUUCAGAGGCUGAUUGUUGAUUUAUCUAUUGAGGUUAUCGUAAGCUAAUAACGCAACGAUGAAUAACGAAGUUAAAACUCUCCAAGAAGAAAACAGAGAAAGAGACUAUUUUUUUUCUGUUUUGAAAACUUUCAGUAGUUACCGAGAACAAUCUUUAUUGAGAAUUGAAAGUAAAGAAAAUGCCGUUCAGACUUUACCUAAACAUCACAGAAAAUGGUUAACUAAGUAUUUGGAAGAUUUGAAAUCCUUCAAAUCGUGUAUUGAAGUUAACUCCCAACUUAUUCCUAUCAUAUUGAAAGAAGCAAAAACAAUAUUUGGCAACAUAUAUUGUACAGAUGGAAAUAGUCAUUCUGAAACAGAUGUAGGAACAUUGGCAGAAGGAUUAGACAAAGUCCAAUCAGUAUUUAAACAACUUAUGAGGGAUUGGAGCUCAAUGGGUUCAUUUGAGCGUGAACAAUGCUAUCAACCAAUAAUUGAUGAGAUAGAAGAGCAAUUUCCCAAAGAUAAGUUUGAUCGUAAAAUGAUCAAUGUACUGGUUCCUGGAGCUGGAUUAGGAAGACUUGCCUUUGAAAUUUCAGUAAGGGGAUUUGCCUGUGAAGGAAAUGAAUUUAACAUGUUUAUGCUUGUUGUUUCCUACUUUGUAUUGAAUCUAUGUAAAGAGGUGGAUGAAUUUGAGAUUUAUCCUUGGAUUCACCAGUAUUGUAACAAUUUGAAGGCUGAAGAUCAGAUGAUAUCAGUGAGAUUUCCAGAUGUCCGUCCUAUGCCAACACCUGGAGGUAGAUUUUCCAUGACAGCUGGGGACUUUUUAGAAGUCUACACAGAUCACAAUCAAUGGCAUUGUGUGGCAACAUGUUUCUUUAUUGAUUGUGCACCAAACGUGGUGCAAUUUGUUGAAACUAUUUACAAUAUUCUCAAGCCGGGCGGUGUUUGGGUGAAUUUAGGACCUCUCUUGUACCAUUAUUCAGGUCUGAAAAAUGAAAAAAGUAUUGAACCAAGUUUUGAAGUUCUUUGUGAUAUAAUAAGUAGUGUGGGUUUUGAAAUGGAAAAAUGUAAAACUGGUAUUAAGACAAAAUAUUGCCAGAAUCCAAAAUCAAUGUUACUCUAUGAAUACGAGAGUAUUUAUUUUGUUUGUCGGAAAUCCAUAAAAAUAAAUGGAGAAGGUGAUUAUUGACAGAAUAUUUCAUAAUUUUUCUUCACUGCUUUUCUCAUAAUUUUUGAGUUUAUCCACUCAUUAGAAUGAAAGUUGCUUUCAAUGAAAUGUGAUAUUACUUCCUGUAUAAAGUACAAAGAAAUUAUAACAGAAACAAAGUA
Messenger RNA from Coccinella septempunctata (seven-spotted ladybird), 1410 nucleotides. RefSeq names its product carnosine N-methyltransferase. The record is from RefSeq and is a predicted model, not a curated record. Bases 158 to 1270 code for a protein of 370 amino acids. The transcript is spliced from 4 exons. Gene Ontology annotation, molecular function: S-adenosylmethionine-dependent methyltransferase activity. Lineage: Eukaryota; Metazoa; Arthropoda; Insecta; Coleoptera; Coccinellidae.